GCUGUGCAAAUCAUGUGCUGACAGCUCGCUAUUGCAACACUGUCCUGAUUUUCAUUUACUUAUUCCUGUGUUCCUUCUCCUGCUCGAGGCGAACUCCUGUGACUCAUUUCUGCACCUCGACCUCCUACUAGCGUGGCCCAACAGAUCGAUGGCGAGGUCGUUCUUCUUCCGCCUGGGUCCAGGUAUUUGUCAUAGGAUGGAUCACGAACGUCGAAUACGACGUUACUUCAACAUCGUGCGCUGCGAAAAAAGACGGCGUUGGUUCAGGAUCAUCUACAAAACUCGAAAUCAGAAAUCGUCGCAGGGCAUAGACAGACCCAGACGGACGCCGUCGUAGCUUAAGUAGCAUGUUGAAAUACAAGACGCAAGCUGCGAGACGGUGUUGGCUCGUCGCUUUCGUCGCAUUUUUUAGUGAUGUAGUUUUUCUUCUCACGGAUCUCGGUCGAUCACGUCAAUUAAAUGAAGGUCUCACGAUUUUGGUGGUCCACCAGCUUCCAUAUUUGCCUUUCGUUGGUGCGCGAAAAUUCGCCCGACGGAUAAAACUCGGUCCAGGUAGACCGGAUAUGUUGGCACGGACGAAAAAAGCGUAUGGCAGGAGAAAAGCUGUAACUGAGGUUUUCGAGUCACGACCUUGUUCGAUUUGGAGGUUGUCAUUUGUCUGUGGCCCGUCCACCUGAAGGCCAAGGGUAAAGUUUUUACAUGACCACAUCAAGCAACGCACAACUAUCUCGGGUGACUUUUUGUUGCGUUGCUGAAGAGUCCUUUGCUGUAACUGCUAGUGCGAGUUCGAGUUUGAAUUUUUCCUUUUGCAGACUGAAAAACCGAAUACACUGCCUUUUUUCGCCUAUACCCCCGUCGGAGACGAUUGUCUCUUCCUCGACUCAGCCUCGCGAAAGCUUGCGGCGCUGGAAACCCGAAGACAACGGCGCGCGAAUUCGGCCACUCCACUGCUCCGACCGCCGCCGCCAACCACCGUGUUGCCGAUCGUGGGGUCGCCGCAGCAUAGGAAAUGCAAAUGGGUCUGGAAGUGGAAUGUUGCUUCUGCAAGAGAAACAGUUUGUAAUGCUCCCCCCCCAUGCUCCUAACGUGACCCUCCUGAGCGCUUCAAUGCAUGAUGCGAAACAGCGUUUCUAAUCUUCGUAUGUAGUGGCAUGCAAGAACAACGCCGCGGCUCCAUCUCAUGCAGAUGGACGGCUCAAAAAUAUUGUUGUCUCCGUUUGUUGCCUACCACGGUGCGUUCGUCAUGGACAAUUUUUGUAGCAUGACAACAUAUUUCCGUACUCCGAAUUGAGUUUUUGCAAGGCAUACAGGAGUUUGGGCAGCAGCUGGCGCACGAACUUGGAUUCGGCUCUCCCGUGCGGAUUGAACGACCGCCGCCUGUAUGCGAAGGAAAAGAAGGAACGGUCCCGGGCCUCACUGCGCUGCUGCUCACACGAGAAGAAACUCAAUUUUUCUUGCGAACAAUUUGCAUCAUUGUCAGCCCUAGCCGGAAUGAAUUCACCGCAUGGGGUGCGGCAUGGCGCCCCUCCCCCUCUAUCUCAGACCUAGAUGAGGCAAAAAAUUAUCAUGAAAACAUUCCACAGACAAUUCAUAUUCAAGUUGAGGUGUUGCGUGCCGAAGUUCCUUCUAUUUUCCACCUCGACAACGUCCAGAGCCGCGACUGUUUCCACAAUAUUUGGAAACAAUUUGCGACAUGAUUGGCACGGUUUUGUGCAUUAUCGAGGGCAAACGAAGGGUUUGACGUGAUGAGUCAGAAAUAGAUCGAUGCAGAUGACAGAAUGAAGAUGAGCCGCUUUAUGUUUUGCUUUUUCAUUCUUGCUCGGUAGGGUAGGGAGAACAACACUACGUGGCCAGGCCGCGAUCACCACCAGAACAAUUCAAGUAUGUCAGGCGACAACUCACCGCAAGACGAGCGGCGUGUCAGCACGCAUAAAUCUUCGAAACUCCAGAUCAAAACUUCAAACCCUUCAAUUAUUGUUUCUCAUAUCCCUGUUGCCCCGAUGUCUGGGCUGCUUUUGCGGUGACAUCUGCGCUUGCUUCACCAGCCUCCAAUUCCGACGCCGGUUAUCAAACAUGAAAACGAAAAUCGUUCGGAAUUUUGUUGAAACCUGGCAUGUAAUCCUUACCAUGGUGGGGACAACAAGCUGAAAGAACUGAACAUCAUGAUACCGUCAGAGAUAGAAUUGAACAUCAACAUGAAAAACUCCUUUAUUAAAUUAUCCAUCUUCAAUUUCGUCCAUUGACAUUGUGAUUGCAUAAUUUUACGGCUUUAUUUUGGAAACUCCAGCGUGUGGCUGUGGUUACACACUGGAGUUUCCAAAAUAAAGAAGAAUCCGAGCGCCAACGUGGCUUGCAUAAUUUUACGGCUUUACCUUCUGGUGGGGAGACGAUGUGCAUUUUCACCGGGACUA
Messenger RNA from Amoebophrya sp. A120, 2411 nucleotides. The record is from the annotation of a GenBank genome assembly. NCBI's taxonomy places the organism in Eukaryota, Dinophyceae, Syndiniales, Amoebophryaceae.